Molecule: messenger RNA, 810 nt
Organism: Eremothecium gossypii ATCC 10895
Lineage: Eukaryota; Fungi; Ascomycota; Saccharomycetes; Saccharomycetales; Saccharomycetaceae
Gene: RMR1
Product: Rmr1p
Exons: 1
Coding region: 1-810 (269 amino acids)
Source: RefSeq, marked provisional
AUGUCUGAGAACACGGUUCCGCGUGCAGAAGACGAUGUUCUUGGUGGAUCUGACCAGGAGUAUGAUAGACUUUCCGAGAAUCAGCUUGACGUUGAGAUCCAGGACAUGGACAGGGCAGACAUAUCGUUGUGGGGCGACGAGAGCAAGUCUGGCAGCGCGGCUCCUUCCGACACGGCCGUGCACGAGGUUGCCAAGCAACUGUUGUUCCUUAGCGCGCCUCUGAUCACCGUAUCGUUCAAGGACACGACGUUCACUUUGUUCCCCUUGGAUAACAACACUGCAGGCGGCCCGCAGGCGGCGUCGGCCAGAGGGCACAUGCUGGCGGAUGGCGGGCACAUGCACAAGAGCUUUAGCGAGCUGAUAGCAGCUAUUCGUGCGUUCUUGGAGCGAGAAUACGGGCGGCUAGAACUGGCGACGAAGGAGUUGUUGCUCACGUUCCCAGAUCUGGACCUCUGCAUCACCGAGGACAAUACCUACAGCAAGAACAUUAGCAUGAACGACAUUGCCUCGAUCUUCAACAUCCUGCGCGAGAACUCAUUGGAGCGCGACGAGCCCAACAUUCCAGACCACCUGCACAUUGUGCUCACGCUGUGCCCCAGGUUUGUGGCCAAGUAUAACGACCUGGUCGAGCUGGUAGACAGCCAUGCUAGCUUUUCCCACGUGAGGGGCUUCUCCAAUGACCGCCAACACCCACUAGUUAUCGAUGGUAAUGAACCGGUGCCGGAGAGAUACUCCGAAGUCGUGUUAAAGUCCUCGCCAACAGAAGACGAUUCGGAUGAGCUAUUAGAGAUUAUAGAUGGACCGGCCUAA